Molecule: messenger RNA, 732 nt
Organism: Oikopleura dioica
Lineage: Eukaryota; Metazoa; Chordata; Appendicularia; Copelata; Oikopleuridae
Source: the annotation of a GenBank genome assembly
AUGGUCAGAGCAGUUCUGAAAAUGAAAGUUAGAGAAUUCGAACGAAAAGAUCAAGAUGCUGCUUUUGCUAUUUGGAAGCACGGAAUGAGCGUUGAUCUCAACAAGCACUGGAUGGACUGGAUUUUGAAUCAACAUCAUAUACGCGUUAUUAUUCUUUUGAUGCCCGUUUUUGUCCAUCACCUUGGCUUUUCGACGAGUCUUUUGCAAGGGCUGUUUUACUCGACUCUUCCUUCUGGAAUUCUUCUUGCUUUCUUGCGGCUAAUGGUACAUUUGACAAACAAAGAUUAUGUCAAAUCCAGAAAAGACAUGCUCGACAUUGAGACGCAUCAUGGAAAGCGAUUUCUCGUCGCAGAAGGGGACAAUGGAGAGAUUUUAGGAACGAUCGUUUAUGUUGAAAAACCACACAUCACUCAUUUCAAGGGAAAGAAAAUCGAAGGAAAAUCUUGGGAGAUGUUUUCCAUGAGCGUCAAACACAGCGCUCGAAGAUUGGGAGUCGCUCAUAAAUUGCUUGGUGACUUGGAAAUGAGAGCAAGAAAAGAAAACGUAGAAGUAAUCGUCUUUGAUGCUUCAACGCCCCAGGUUCCUGCUGUUAAAUUUUACAAGAAAUUCGGCUACGAUUGGGAGCUUGAAAACUUCCCGACGCUUGGCAGAAAAUUUCCUGAGAGGCAGAUUGCCGAUUUUUUCUUCUGGUUCUGCAGAAUGAACAUUAUUAAGUUUUACAAAAAAAUCUAA